Drosophila elegans is the source of this 1501-nucleotide messenger RNA. RefSeq names its product putative gustatory receptor 97a (gene Gr97a). The coding region runs from base 158 to 1495 and encodes 445 amino acids. The record is from RefSeq and is a predicted model, not a curated record. Gene Ontology annotation, biological process: sensory perception of taste. Gene Ontology annotation, cellular component: membrane. The transcript is spliced from 4 exons. NCBI's taxonomy places the organism in Eukaryota, Metazoa, Arthropoda, Insecta, Diptera, Drosophilidae.
GGUUCACGCUAGUGCUGGCUGGUUCACUUCCAUUGACUGGAACAGGUUCGCGAUGACCGAUGAACCGUUUAUGCGUCAGCAAUUCGUAAGACUAUGAAAAUUAAAUGGCCGACAUUAAGACAUUUAUUAUUUAAUCAGUGAUAAGAAGACUCACUAAAUGAAUGGAAUUUUGAACAAAGUAACUGGCAAAGCUCGGAUACAUCCCCAAUUCAGUGCCAUGCGAUUCCUAAAAAGGCAAACACGUCGCUUUCGCUUCGCCUGGCAGAGCCUUCUACCCUGCCGAUACCGACAUUUGAAGCUACAUACUCAAGUUGUUAUGCUAUGCGUCUACGUCAGCGUUUUCCUAAAUAUUCUAUACGGAGUCUAUCUCGGACGGUUUUCCUUAAGACGCAAAAAGUUCUUAUUCUCCAAAGUGGUAACAAUUUAUUCCAUUUUUGUGGCCACAAUUUUCGGUACAUACUACAUUUGGAAUAUUUAUAAAGAACUCUACGCGGGUCAGAUAAGCAGUCGUCACACUAUUGGAAUUUAUUGCUACAUGAACGUCUUCGUUUGCCUAUUUAACUAUGUGACACAAUGGGUGCUCACAGGUCAGAUAAUACGAUUUCAAAAUAAAAUUCCGCUUUUUAAGGUCCUUAACUCGCUGGACAUGUCGGUGAAGAUAGUCUGGAAAGCAGUUACAUUAACUAUACUAAAAAUCUUUAUAUGUCCACUAAUUGGGUACAUAACCCUUAUACUAUAUCAAAAGAGGACCCAACCGGAUUCACAGUGGACAAGUUUGACGACAGUAAAGACAAUGCUGCCGCUGAUUGUAUCAAAUCAGAUAAAUAACUGCUUCUUUGGAAGCCUUGUAAUCGCAAAUGCGAUAGUGGCUGCAAUUAAUCAAACGGUUCACGUAAUAGUUAAGGAGGCUAAUAGGAUGCAGUCACCUGUCCAGAUAAACCUAAAUAAACCCUAUUACCGGAUGCGUCGUUUCUGCGAGCUGGCCGACAGAUUAGACGAAUUGGCUGAGAAAUACUGUCUCACUGCAGGUUGCUCAAAGAGAUACUUUCGAUUUACGGACUGCUCCAUGGUCCUUUCGAUGCUAAUGAACCUAAUUGGCAUAACUAUGGGAGUCUACAAUCAGUAUCUAGCCAUUGCGGAUUACUAUAUCAACGAGGAACCUUUCGAUCUGUUUUUGGCAAUAGUUCUAUUGAUAUUUCUGGCUGUUCCCUUUUUGGAACUCGUAAUGGUGGCUCGGAUUAGCAAUCAAACUCUGCUGGAGACUAGAAAAACUGGUGAUCUGCUGCAGCUUCUUGACCUCCAGCACUCUGACGUUCGUUUCAAUCAAGUGGUAUAUGCUUUUUGGCUACGCGUUGCUAUUAUCGACUACAAACUGAUGCCUUUGGGUCUCCUGGAAAUAAGUACUUCGCUGGUCAAUAAGGUUUUCUCGGCUGUAACUGGCUAUCUCUUGAUUCUCAUUCAAAGUGACUUGACUUUACGGUUUUCACUCAAAUAGAAAUAA